Messenger RNA from Mucor mucedo, 1970 nucleotides. RefSeq lists its product as uncharacterized. The record is from RefSeq and is a predicted model, not a curated record. NCBI's taxonomy places the organism in Eukaryota, Fungi, Mucoromycota, Mucoromycetes, Mucorales, Mucoraceae. The transcript is spliced from 9 exons. The coding region runs from base 266 to 1636 and encodes 456 amino acids. Gene Ontology annotation, molecular function: medium-chain fatty acid-CoA ligase activity. Gene Ontology annotation, biological process: fatty acid metabolic process.
CUCUUUUUUUCUUUUCUCUCUCUCUUUCUUUUUUUUGUUUUUAACAAAAUUAUUAUAUAAUUAUGACUUUAAGCUUAAGCUUACCUAAUUUCCCAUUAUUCAAAAAUGGUAUUGAGUAUGGCACAGGUGAGAAUAAUAUCGCUAUUGACGAUAUCAGGAUGGGACAAAGCUUUUGUUAUCUCGAAUUAAUGCAAGCUGUGGCACACUUGCGACUCGAGCUUUUAAAUGGAAAAAGUAGUUUAAACGGAGAGAGAAUUGCAAUCUUAUGCCCAAGUUACAUUAUAGUGGAUUUCCUUACGUGGUGUGUAUAUUAGCUAUUUGGGCUGCAGGUGGUAUAGCUGUACCUUUAUGUACCUCACAUCCAACACCCGAGCAAAUCUAUACACUGGAAGAUUCACAAGCUUCCAUCUUAUUGAGUCAUCCUGUAUUCGAAGAAAGAACAAAAGAAUUGAUCAGUAAAACCAAAGUAAAAUGUAUUAACAAGGAUGACGAAUCAUAUAUGUACAAGGGAGAUUCAGUCCCCACUUUGUUCGAAUCCGAUUUUCAUGCAGGAGCCUUGAUUAUUUACACCAGUGGUACAACGGGAAAACCCAAGGGCGCUGUUUCUACACACGCAAUCAUUCACGCACAAGCAUCUGUGCUUGUGACAUCUUGGUAUUGGUCCAGUACGGAUCGUAUCCAUCAUAUCCUCCCCUUGCACCAUAUUCAUGGUAUCGUCAAUGCUCUCAUUACACCUCUUCUCAUUGGGGCUACGGUCGAAAUGCACCAAAAAUUCGUGGCAGAGCAAGUGUGGGAACGUUGGUCAAAUGUCGAUUUACCUCCCUUGACUGUAUUCAUGUCUGUACCCACCGUCUAUUCCAAAUUAUACCAACAUUAUAAAAAGGUGGAUAAGGAAACACGUAUUGUGUUCACUAAAGGAUGUCAGCAGUUUCGAUUUAUGGUGUCAGGUUCAGCUUCUUUACCUACCACAUUACGUAAUUAUUGGCGAAAGGCAAGUGGGGGUCAAGUUCUGUUGGAACGUUACGGCAUGACAGAAAUCGGUAUGGCUUUAAGUCAAGAAUAUGUAAUCUGGGAAAGGGUACAAGGUACUGUUGGUAUUCCUUUACCUGGUGUUCAAGUACGUAUCAUUGCAGAAGACGGUAAAGAUGUGACAGACAAGAGAAAUACACCAGGUAUGCUUCAAAUCAAGGGAAACACCGUCUUUAAAGAGUAUUGGCAAAGACCUGAGGCUACAAAGAAAGAAUUUACAAAGGAUGGAUGGUUCCAAACAGGUGAUGUAUCUCAAAGACUUGGGCAUCAUGGAUAUUAUCAAAUCAUGGGUAGAAAUAGUAUCGAUAUCAUUAAGACUGGCGGUGAAAAGGUAUCCGCUUUAGAGAUUGAAAGGGAAUUGCUAUCUUUGAAUUUGGGUAUUCAAGAUGUAGCUGUAGUGGGUAUCUCUGAUCCUGAAUGGGGUCAAAAGGUAGCUGCUGUUGUAGUGAUGGAUGAUGGCAAGGAACUCGAUUUAUUAACCAUCCGCAACAAUCUCAAAAAACAAUUGGCUGUUUAUAAAGUGCCUAGUUUAUUAAAGGUCGUUUCUGAGUUACCCAAAAAUGCAAUGGGAAAAGUAACCAAGAAGGACCUUGUAUGUUUAUUUUAGACACAUAUAAAAAUCUUAAUUAUUCUCUCUCUCUCUCUUUCUGUUUUUUUUUUCUUUCUUUAUUGUCCUGGUUAUUUUUUUUUAAAAAAAAAAUGCCUCAUUUACUGAAAUUCUCAGCACUAUUGAUAUUGUCUCAAUUCGUGUUUCUAUCGCAUCAAUUACAACAAUGUUUAGGCACAAUUAAGCAAUCCAACAGCGAUUAUACGUUUGCUCUAGCUCACGUAGACGACUUUCAUAACCCUCUUUCUGUUCAAGAAGCCUGCUAUUAUAGCUGUGGUGCUCAAGUGGUCACUCAAUCCUCAAACAGAGGUGAUAUGUCCCGUCUUACACUCAU